UUUUCCUUUGCGCAGGCGCGUUGAAGGAUUCUAUUUCUGAUCUUUCCGCUCCUUUCAAGUGAAGAAUUAUUAAGAGAGCAGCAGAUGAGAGAGUUGAGUGAAAACGAAGUUUUGUGAGAAUCGUCUGUGUUUUUAAGUUUUUCUCGUUUGGUGUUUAUUUUAUUUGUGUUCAUUAAUAAAAGGAUAUCGAAAAAUGGGGCUUACUGGAUGUUACGCUUGUAUGAAAUACCUCGUUGUGAUUUUCAAUCUGAUAUUUUGGUUAGCUGGAAUCGGUGUGCUUGCAGUUUCAAUAUGGCUGUACAUCGACAGUUCUGUUUAUCUUGGAAAUACAGAAGACAGCUAUAUGUAUUUCGUAGCUAUAUUUAUAUUAAUGGCAGCGGGGGCAAUCAUGUUUCUUAUUGGAUUACUCGGUUGUUGUGGAGCAUUACAGGAGAGUCCGUGUAUGCUUGGAACGUUCUUCAUCUUUCUUUUGGUGAUAUUUGCUGCUGAAAUAACUGGUGGCGUGUGGGCUUGGAUGUACAAAGAUGAGGUGAAUAAAAUAAUUGAACAUCAAGUAACUAAAAUGGUUAAAGAUGAAUAUGGUGCAUCUAAAUCUGUGGAAAACACCAUUGAUGCUGUCCAGCAUGAUCUUCAUUGUUGUGGUGCUAUACAACCGAGAGAUUGGGCACAGUCUCGUCUGAAUAGUAAGGACAAUAGUGCUGUGGAAGUUGGUAUAUCGAAAACUAUAGGGUAUUAUAGUGUACCACCAACGUGCUGCAAAAGUAAAAAUCCAGAUGAAUGCGAGUUUCAUCGAAAGAUUAAAUUUUCUGGUCAGUCGUUUGAUGGUAUUUAUACUGAAGGCUGUGUUCCUCGUUUGCAAAGAUAUUUUGAAGAAAAUAUGAUAAUAAUGAUAGGAAUUGGUAUUGGCGUCGGUGUUAUUCAAGUUCUGGGUCUGAUAUUCUCUAUGGCUUUGUGCUGUGCCAUUCGAAGCGAUGAUGAGUGAUCUCUUAUUUCAUUUUUUUAAAUCCAAGUUGAAGAAUUAUGUACAGUUUAUUGUUUAUUCCACAAUAGUGAACAAGGUAAAACAUUAUUUCACGUUGUAUAAAAUGGACCAAUCACAUACAAUUGCACCUUGUUUUUAUGGAUCAAAAAGAAAAAGAUUCUUGUUCUUCAUUACCAAAAAGUCAAUUUUGUACUGUUAUUCAACAUUUAAUGUUAUGAAAAGCAGUAUCCAAAAAUCAUCCCUCUAAUUCUACAUUUUCUUCUGAAAUUUCCUAUUUUUUAGAAGAAGAAAAAGUUUUUAGACUUUUCCUAUAACUGCUCAUAGUUUUAAGAUCUUUUAGUGAUAACUAUUUUCUCAUCGAUUUUAAAGUUAUAGAAGGAAGAGUGUGUAUGAAGUGCUAUAUUAGUAAUCUUAUUUUCAUUUUAAAUAACAUUUAUAUAAUGAUUUGAAUUAUAAUAAAAUUUAUGUUUGAUAAUUUUUUUUACAGUGAUUUAAAUCUUAAUUGUAAAUUUUCGAUUUAACAUUAAUUGUUAAGUUGUAUAAGAUAAAAUGUGAGAUAUUUUAAUUUGUCUUAAAAAUGAUCAGUUAGUACGGUCGAAAUGUAUGUUUUCAGUUUUGAAUUGUUUUGACUUUGAUGAAACUAUUAUAUUGUAUUUGACUAAGAAUAUUUUUCUAGAUAAUUAAAAUAACUAUGCAUAUUUUAAACAGUCGUUAAACUCUACUACAUGAUAUUAAAAUUUUAAAAGUUAUAGUUUUAAUUUUUUUAACAGUAAAAAUUAUGUAUUAAAAUAUGAGAAUAUUAAAUAUAACAUUCAUAUUGAAAUAUACCAUCUCUUUAAAGUUUAAUAAUUUCUAAAUUGUUAAGAAGAAUAUAUAGAGAUAGUGUUGAAAAUUGUACAUAUUGAAAUUUUGUGUUCCACAAAUUUUUUUUUUUUCCUCAUUGAGUUGAGAAUUUUAUGUACUUAACAGUGAAAUAUAUUUUUAUGUUCCUUAUUUUUGUUUCAUAUUAUAAAUAAAUGGUGAUGAAAGUUGAAAAUUUUGCAGUUUUGCGUUGCACAAGAAAUUUAGUUAAUCUAGUUCACUAUUUAAUUUACAGUAAAAAAUAUUUUAUGUGUUUCUUUUUUUGAGAAUUUUAUCCCUAUUAUAUUCAAAAUACAGCAUAACCUCAAAAAUCUGAAAAUUUAUUUUCAAUUUGUUAGGCGAAAAAAACUAGCUGAAUUAAUUUUAAAAUUGAGGUAAUAUGCCAACAUUCGUGUGUCGUGUAAAAAUUAUGUGGCAAUACAUUGCAAGAAUUCCUUAAAAUGUGGAUUUUCAUGGAAAUUGUGAAUUGAGCUUGUCCAGAAAAGGGAUUACUCAAAUGUGCUUAUCCUACUACUUACUCAAAUGUGCUUGUCCUAUAUUAUCCUACUACUUAAAUCUCAUCUGGAUUUAAAAAGAAAAAAAAAGUGUCAAAAUUACCAUUGAAUAAAAUUCAACCGAUCUCAUAAAUUUAUGAUGAAAUCUCCUUGAGUAGAGGGGAAAGUAAUUACUCAAAUUCAAAGUUUACGAUUCAAGUAUCGUUAUAAAAUAUCAAAAUUUUAAAAACUGAUAGUUUGUUAAGUAAUUGCUAAAAAAUGAACUUAAAUCCAUUUCAGUUUAUGAUGGUGUAAAACGAAUUUUUUAAAAUAUAAUUUUGGGUUUGUAACUUUAACAUCUCUUUCGACUUAAGUAACAUCUAAAAUCCAAAACAUUUUGACCUUCAAAACUCUGAAGCAGUUUGGAUUUUUGAGGUUAUACCGUACUACUAUUAAAAACUGUUGUGCUGAUUAUUAAAUUCUGAUAAAUAUAUAUCAAAUUGAAAUUGUGUUAUACCAUUAAAAUGUGUUCAAGGAAGCAUCUUUUACAGUUAUUUGUGGAAAUCACCUACACUAUGUUCAAUCUAUUCCAUUUUUUAUAGCUUCAAAACUUAUGUGUGUAUUCUAUAAAUUUUUCACUUGUUAAAAUGACUUGCUGUUUUAGAUGUUUUUGAAAUUCCUUUAUUGAUGAUAUAGCAUAUUUUGAUAUGCAAUAUCCCAUAUGAUGCAUAAUUUAAAACAAAAAAGUCAAUUUAAAACAUAUGUUUUAAUAAUGUAUAGUCUAUUAGUAUUUACAUGGAAUAUUUUAUAAUACCAUAUUAAAAUUUCUUUUGUUAUGUGCUAAUUUUAAUUACAUUUUUUUCUUAUAAUUACCCUGUUAUUAUUUUUUUUAAAAAAAAAGCAUAACUAUGAAUUAACUUUGUAAACAACAGAUGGGAUGAUCUGAAAGUGUAGGUUAAUUACCAGCAUGACUUAUUUAUUGGUUUUGCUAGACCUAAAUGGCCUGUAUAAUACUGAUGUAUAUAUUGAAUAUUAUAAUAUUAAAACAGUUAAUUUUAUUCUCAGAGCAAGAGAGAUUGCAAUAUGCGAUUUAUUCUUAGAAAUUUUAUGAAUCUGAAAUUUGUGUCAUGAAGUUAAACAUUUUUCAAUAUAACAGGAUAUUUAAGUGUAAAAUUAUCUAUUAAUGUUUAGUUAUUAAGGGUUAAAAGAAUAUUGAUAGCCAAAAUUUGAGUUAAUAUGCAAUAUUGGAAACUAGACAUACUAUUCAUGUAGUAAUGCUUAAAAAUUAGAAAACAGUAUAUGUCUUAAAAUAUUGAUUAAUAUUAUGUAUUUUUAUAUUUGUUAUUGAAAACCUUUGACGGUAGGUUUUAGUGUAAAAUGUUUCACUUUAACAUCGAAUAAUGUGUAAAAAAAUGUUGUAAUGUUCUAUGUUAAUAAUGUUAAAAUAUUGAAUGUUUAUAAAAACAUUUUAUUGUUAAAAAAAAAUGUCAGAAAAAAUUUUGAAUGUAAAAAAUAAAUAAAUUUGAAAUUCAUUUUUUAUAUUGCAUUUGUAAGUAACAGCAAUUUUUACUUUUUAAAAUGAUAUUUUUAUUAUUGCAAUCUCUUGAGCAUGAAUGCAUUUUUUGUGCCUUUUGUAAAUGCUUCGUUCAUUGUGCCAUCCUGUAAUUAAAAUAAUGAAGCAUAUGUUUACUGUAUAUAGCCUAUGACGUAAACGUAUGUAAAUAAAAUGAACCAUUUUCUUUUU
Messenger RNA from Parasteatoda tepidariorum (common house spider), 4060 nucleotides. RefSeq names its product CD9 antigen. Gene Ontology annotation, cellular component: plasma membrane. The record is from RefSeq and is a predicted model, not a curated record. Lineage: Eukaryota; Metazoa; Arthropoda; Arachnida; Araneae; Theridiidae.